Molecule: messenger RNA, 2101 nt
Organism: Mobula hypostoma (lesser devil ray)
Lineage: Eukaryota; Metazoa; Chordata; Chondrichthyes; Myliobatiformes; Myliobatidae
Exons: 7
Coding region: 26-691 (221 amino acids)
Source: RefSeq, a predicted model, not a curated record
UCGGGGCUCUGCAACCCGGCGCUGAAUGGAGACAACAGAAGCAAUCUGUAUCCAGGGAUUCCGGAGAGGCUGCGGGAAAUCAGCAGAUUUCUCUAUCGUGCGGCGUUUAUUACAUGUGGGCGGCGCCUAUCAGCAGACAGCCGGCGUUUCUCCACAGUCCACAGCGGCAGUGAUGGGGUUUGGAGCGGUUGUUCCCCGGGAGCACGGCAUCAUCCCACAGCUAAAUACCCUCAGGUCCCUCGCAGUCUGUGUCUGGGUGAUGACUGUCGGAUCUGUUCUUGGUCAGCAUGGCACCUGCCGUUUCACUCCAGACACCAGCUCCCUCAGCUGCCCCUGUUUUCCGACUGCUGCACAGAGCCUGCACCUUCACGACAAAGGAGGACCCUUCAGAGAUGUCUGCACCAGGGGGGAGGGGAACAGACUCUGCUGUCAAAACACCAGCCAGGCCAGAGCGGAUGCUGACCAUGUUAUCCUGAACUACAGCUGGGUUAUCCCCCGCACCAUCUACUGUGAGAUCGGCUUCGGCACGUCAGGUGUGGAGUGUCCCAGGACAGAGCCCCCCAAGACAGAGGGGUGGGACACUACUAUGAAGAUAGUAAUUCCAGUGAUGUUGGGAGUUGGCGUGCCUGUUGCCCUGGUUCUCAUUCUGUGGAGACAACGUCAGGAAAUGUGUCGGAGAAUGUUGGUCUAGAUGGAGAUGCGCAGGAUGCGAACGCACAGGGAGAUCCCACCAUCGGCAGUGUCGAUACCUGAAGCAGCACAUCCUUCAGGUCUCCCCUCAGCCUCCAAAGCUCCAGAGGAAUCUGCUCCAACCCGUCCAAUCACUCCACAUGACUAAAUUGACCAUAUUACACAACUUUCCCUGAAAUGGUCUCCACUUUAUUUAACUCUGACUGGUCGUAUUGAUGCUGUUAAGAUGUUUAUACUGCCAAAAUUGUUGUCACAUGUACCUUGACACAGUGAAAAGCUGUUGCUUGCCAUCCAGACAGAUCAUUCCUUACCUAAGUAAUUGAAAAGGCAAAACAGAAUGUAGAAUAUAGUGUUAGAGUUACAGAGAGAACACAGGUGGAUAGAUAAGACGCAAGGUCCACGAGAGGUAGAUUGUUCAGGAGAUCAAGAGUUCAUCUUUCUCUAUGUUAUGGUCUUACAAAGCAGGAUAGAAUUUGUUCUUGAGAUUGGUGGUGUGCUUUCAGGGUUUGUAUCUUCUGCCCAAUGGGAAAGGGGAGAAGAGAGAAUGUCCAGGGUGGGAGGGCUCUUUGAUUUUGCUGGCUACUUUACCGAGGCAGCGUGAAGUGUGGACAGAGUCUAUGAAAUGAAGGUUGGCUUGUAGGGUGUGUUGAGUGGUGCCCACUGCUCUCUACAGUUUCUUGUCAUCACGGGCGGUGCAGUUGCCAUACCAAGACAUGAUGCACCUGAAUAGGAUGUUAUCUAUUGUGCAUUGAUUGGCGAGUGUCAAUGGAGACGUCUUUAGCCUUCUGAGGAAGUAGAGACAUCAGUGUGUUUUCUAGACCAUUGAGUGUUUAUGAUUACACCAGAACAAAUUGUUGGUGAUGUUCACUCCUGGGAACUUGAAGCUCUCAAGUACUUCCACAUUAGGAAGGGAGGAGAAGAUGGUGGCGCGACGCAGCUCGCAGUGGCCACUCCGGUGGAUGAUAUCUGUUAUUUGUCAAGUAGGGUGCCGUGCACAAUCCUCAUUUGAUGGAGACAGACGUGAAAGCAUGGAGGAACAUCUGGUGAAACUUCUGAAAUGCCUGUUUCGCCACCGCUGCUACUGUGUGAUCCAGAAUCUCCAGAGGAGAAGACCCCGGGUCCUUGGCAUUGCUUGUUGCUCGGCGGCCGGGACGGGGUCGAAGCGCUCGGCAGAGAUGGUGCUCGGUGUCAGAGGCUUGAAGUUUUCAGACGGACUCAGCGUUGGCUGCAGUUGGGUGCUUCCAAUGCAUCAGCGAGUUUGCGGCGCUUCCGUCUGCGUGAGAUGAUGGGGCUAUUGGGACUUGAGACAUUUUUUUUUACUGUGCCCAUGGUCUGCUCUUUAUCAAAUUACAGUAUUGCUUUGCACUGUUGUAACUAUAUGUUAUAAAUAUGUGGUUUUGUCAGUUAGUCU